Molecule: messenger RNA, 2014 nt
Organism: Camellia sinensis
Lineage: Eukaryota; Viridiplantae; Streptophyta; Magnoliopsida; Ericales; Theaceae
Product: Pentatricopeptide repeat (PPR) superfamily protein
Biological process (GO): RNA modification
Molecular function (GO): protein binding; RNA binding
Source: RefSeq, a predicted model, not a curated record
CAGGCACAACAAACCCUCCCGGCCUAUUUCCAACCCUAGUUAGCUCCCUCUCAUUAUUUUAUUUAUUUUUUUGUCAAAAACAAAAAAAAAUCUUGGAGGACUUCCAUAUUUGUGUUGUUGUCCUCAUCAGCCCUGAUGAAAAAGGACAAAAGAUUGAAAUUUGUUGAACCACUUGAGAGAAAAUGAGAAGAAGACAGGACAAGCAAACCAAAUGCUAAUAAUAUGCAAGCAAUCAGCCCAUCUAACAGACACGAUAAAACAUUGCAAAACCAUCAAACAAGUCCAUCAAGUUCAUGCCCAAGUCAUCACCAGAGGCCUCCUCUCUCUCUUCCCCACUUCCUCUCUCCUCCUAACCACCCUCCUCCAUUCCUUCACCUCCCUCCUCCCUCCACCACCACCACCCUCCUCCUCCCUGCACCAUCCUCUCUCCCUUCACUACGCCACCACCAUUUUCAACAUCAUCAGAAACCCUUCAACUUUCUGCUUCAACACCAUCAUUCGCGCCCACACCCUCCUCUCCUUCCCACUCAAUGCCCUCCUCUUCUUCACCCAAAUGCGCCGCCUCUCUCUCCCUCCUGACGCCCACACCUUCCCAUUUGCUCUCAAAGCUUGUGCGCAGCUCCGAUCGCUUUCAGUCACUUGUGCCUUUCAUUGUCAAUCUUUCAAGUUUGGGUUUUCGGCUGAUGUUUUUGUUGUCAACUGCCUUAUUCGAGCGUAUUCAGUAAUGGGUUGCAUUCAUGAUGCGUAUCAGGUGUUUGAUGAAAGUUCUUACAGAGAUGUUGUUUCGUAUAAUGCGUUGAUUGAUGGGUUUGUUAAGACUGGUGAGACUGAGCGUGCACGUGAACUGUUUGAAGAAAUGCCAAUGAGAGAUUCGGUGUCGUGGGGUACAAUUCUAGCUGGGUAUGCGAAAAUGAACCAAUUCAAGGAAGCCAUUGAACUCUUUGAUCAGAUGGUUGGUUUAGAGAUUUGUCCUGAUAAUAUUGCAUUGGUUUCGGCUCUCUCAGCUUGUGCACAGCUGGGGGAGCUAGAAAAAGGAAAGACUAUACAUAAUUUUAUUGAACAAAAGGGAAUCAAGAAAGACGCGUUUUUGUCUACUGGCUUGGUGGAUUUGUACGCGAAAUGCGGGUGCAUUGAAACCGCCAUGGAAAUCUUUGAAUCGAGCCAUGAAAAGGCCUUGUUUACAUGGAAUGCAAUGCUUACUGGGCUCGCUAUGCACGGUCACUGCCAGCUUUUGCUUGAUUACUUCUCCAGAAUGGUGAAGAACGCAGUACAGCCAGAUGGGGUGACCUUCUUGGCAGUGUUGGUGGGUUGUAGCCACGCGGGCCUCAUUGAUGAAGCCAGGCUUCUUUUUGAAGAGAUGGAAGGUAUCUAUGGUGUCCCACGAGAGCUCAAGCACUAUGGGUGCAUGGUAGACUUGCUUGGACGAGCUGGUUUGAUCAGAGAAGCGAUGAAGAUGAUAGAGGACAUGCCAAUGGGGGGUGACUUGUUUGUGUGGGGUGGAUUGCUCGGUGGAUGUAGGAUACAUGGGGAUGUUGAAAUUGCGGAGGAAGCAGCGGAGCGUGUGAUGGAGAUAAGCCCUAAAGAUGGUGGAGUCUAUUCGAUCUUGGCGAAUAUUUAUGCGAAUGCGGAGCGAUGGGAUGACUUGGGGAAGAUGAGGAGAUUGAGGGAUUGUAUGACAGUGAAGAAAAAUGCUGGUUGUAGUUUGAUUCAAUUGGAUGGGGUUAUACAUGAGUUUGUUGCAGGGGAUAGCUUGCAUCCUCGAACUGAGGAGAUAUAUUUGGCUUUAAAUGGUAUUGGUCAACAUCAAUUGGAAGCACUUUAGGACAUUUUUGAAUAUAUAUGUUAUUACUUUUAAUUGCAUCAUCCCUAAUUGGACAUGAUUAAGAAGAAAUAACUUAAGAACAAUAUUACAUCCACUUAUUUUUACUCACAAUCUUACUAAAAACAAUAUAUGUUCAAUCAUCAUUGGAAGUUUAAAUUCUAUUGUUUUUUUGACAACCAACCACAUUUGAUC